CGAGGCGCUUGGAGCGACCCGGGGCGGAGGGAGAGCGGCGGGCACGCGCGCCAUGAACCCGAAGGCGGGCGAUGAGGAGGAGGACUGCGUGGACUCGGGCGCCGAGACCGGAGGGUCCGACUACAGCCAUCUGUCCUCCACCAGCAGUGAGCUUUCUGUGGAGGAGACACAGGACCCUUUCCUGGUGAGCAUCCACAUCAUCGCAGACCCAGGGGCAUCCCAGCCACUGCAGGAGGCCAUCGACAAGGUUUUGGCGUGGGUUCACCCUGACCUUCCACUGUUCCGAGUGUCUGAGCGGCGCACAGGGAGGCGAAGGCGGAAGUCCCCCAAGAGUGCUCAGCCGGCGCUGGCCGUGGUGCUGUUCCUGCAGGAAGAGUACGGAGAGGAACAGAUCCUGCAUGUGCACCAGGUGCUGCAACAGCCGCCCUGGCGCCAUCACCACACAGAACGUGUGCACGGCCGCUUCCUACCCUACCUGCCCUGCAGCCAGGACUUCUUCACUCUGGCUCCCGGGACCCCUCUGUGGGCCAUCCGGCCGGUGCACUAUGGCAAGGAGAUUGUGCGCUUCACCAUCUACUGCCGCCACGACAGCUAUGCAGACAGCCUCCGCUUCUAUGAGCUGAUCCUACGCCGGAGCCCCAGCCAGCGGAAAGUGGACUUCUGCAUCUUCCCCAUCUUCUCCAACCUGGAUGUGGACAUUCAGUUCUCCUUGAAAAGACUGCCCCGCGACCAGAACCCGGUGCCCACCGACUCCUCCGUGCUGGAGUUCCGAGUGAAGGACAUUGGGCAGCUGGUGCCCCUCCUUCCCAACCCCUGCAGCCCCAUCAGCGAGGGACGCUGGCAGACUGAGGACCACGAUGGCAACAAGAUCCUUCUGCAGGCACAGAGGACACACAAGAAGGUCCCCAAGUGUAGCCGAGCACACCGCUCCUCCGAGAAGAAACCUCGUUCCACUCCGUCUACAACUGUCGACACACCGAGCACAGCCCAGAGCAGCAGCAAGACAGCCCUGCAGAGCAGCCCCUUCCUGGGGUCUAGCCAGGUGGCCCUGCCUCCCAGGAACAAGCAGGAGUGUCCCCCACAAUUAAGCACCUCCAGCCCUGCCCGGUCUUUCCAGAGAAGCAAGUCUUUGUUUUGUUUGCCCAGUGGAGGCCCCUCUCCCGCUGAACCACAGCCUCUCCUGACUGGUUCCCAGAGACACAGUGCCUCAGAGUGGAGGCCCGGCUACCUCCUGUCCGUUGAUGACUUAGAGGGGGCCCAGGAGACAGAUGUGGACACGGGCCUGCGGCUGUCCUCUUCAGACCUCUCUGUGGUCUCUGCAUAUUCCGCACCCAGUAGGUUUUGCAACACAGUGGAGUCAUCCCUCCCCUCCAAGAGAUGUAGCAGCCACUGGCCAACACCCAAGAGUCCCAAGGAUGGACCACUGCCUGCUGCCGGUGAGGUGAGCCCAGCCGCCUCCUGGGAUUCCCACCCUGAAUUCACCAAAGGGUCUCCCAGUCCUACAGAAAAAACUACUGCUGCCCUCUCUGCUUCCGGGGUCUCCUCUCUCCCACAGCCAUCCCCACAGCUCCCUUGUCAUGACUCCAAAGCCACACAGAGUGACCAAGACGUGCUACCGCCCCCAACCACAGCUGGCCCCGAGGAUAACGACAUGGAGGAGUUCUACAUCUGAUCGUGUCCUGGUUUUCAGGCAAGCUCAGUCACAGAAACUCGGACACCAUUGCCCCCUGCUUCUUGUUCACAGGGUGACCUUGGUCCCGUUUGCCAACUCUGACUAGGACUUAAUUAUCUGUCUUGGAAGAUGGUUAGCAUGUUGGCCACGCCACCUAUCCGCAAUUGAUAGGUAACAUUAUUUCUAAAGGCUCAGAUAAAAAAGAAAAAAGAAAAAAAACUGACAUUUUAUGGAAAUAAAUUUUCAACACACUUAAUUCAUAAAAUCUAUUUUUGAAUGUUCAAUUAUACAAUUUAAUGCUUCAAAUGAAUAUUUGAAAUUAAAAAAAAACAUAGUCAGCCAGAGCUGACUUGACAAUUAAGUAAAAUAACGAAAGCCAAAAUGUUGAAGAGGACAAGGACACCAAGUGAGUCCUCUCAGAGCUCAGUGUACAAUACAGAAAGCAUGGCUUCCUCGCUCCCAACAGACAGUCACACAGGGACCAGAGACCUGGAACCCUAAAGCCCUGCUUCCAGGGGCUGUGGUAGCUUUGUAGGGCAGCUGUGAAGCUGCAUCAGACAGCAGCAUGCCUUGCUCUGAAGCCAUUCAGCACUUGAAAAUCCAGGUUUACAUACAACUGGCUGAUAAGCCUUAGAAGGAUUUAGCAUGAACAACCAAUGCCUUGCACACUUCCAAAGUAAUCUGAGUUAUGAAAACUCGUUUUUGCCACACUCUUCCACAGCCGGUUCACGGGAGUAAGCAAACCUGUAGACCGUCCCUUCUGGACUGAUUCGUGUAAGAGGACUCAUUGCCCGCAGCUGCAAGUAACAGGUUAUGAAGCGUGCAAGAUUCUCUGACUUUAAAAAGCACACUCUAAGGGCUGCAUGCAUCUCUCCAUAAAUGCCCAGAGCCAUCUUUCGCAGCACCGUCUCCAGGAAACAGUUAACGUGUUUGGGACAUUUUUGGCUCACCUUUUGACUGUUCCUGUGAGCAAAUGCCCCGCUCCCCAAAGCUGGAAACUACGCGCAGUGCUGCCCCACACAGCCAACCUCCAGUGCAUAGAAGCCUUAGGGAAAGUGGGCGCGGGGCCACACUCGCUUUCCCCGCCUGUUGUACGUUGCCGCCACGGUGUGAAUGGUAGUUAAGCCUCCUGGUGAGGCUAUUUCUACCACCCAGCCUCACCAAUGCCAAGUGCUGGCAUUGUUGGCAAUGCCAAACUGUUCCUACAUUCUGUUUCUCCUUGGGAAAGAAAAGCAUGGGUGUGUACUUUUCCUGCCUAGGUGCUCCUUGACUAAAUUACUCAUGGCCAAGUUUUCUCCUCUCCGGAAGGGCCUACACCAGCUCAGACACAGCCUCAGCCCCUUUCCAGCAGGACCUUCAGGCUCCCUUAGCAUCUGUCACCGUCAGUCAGCCUCGGGUUCGCCUUCCUCACAAGGAGAACCUGAGGCUCUGCCUUGCCUCAAACACUUUGGACUUCCUAGGACUCUGAAUUCUGCUCCAAUGUAAAUAAAUAAAAACAUGGUCUCUUCUGAUUCUGGACCAGGAGUAAGCCAACUUCUGAAAAGGGCUAGAUAAUAAAUAUUUUAAACUUUGUCCAUGAUGUUUUAAA
Molecule: messenger RNA, 3260 nt
Organism: Arvicola amphibius (Eurasian water vole)
Lineage: Eukaryota; Metazoa; Chordata; Mammalia; Rodentia; Cricetidae
Gene: Fam124a
Product: family with sequence similarity 124 member A
Exons: 4
Coding region: 53-1672 (539 amino acids)
Source: RefSeq, a predicted model, not a curated record